Molecule: messenger RNA, 1768 nt
Organism: Dermochelys coriacea (leatherback sea turtle)
Lineage: Eukaryota; Metazoa; Chordata; Testudines; Dermochelyidae
Gene: SHFL
Product: shiftless antiviral inhibitor of ribosomal frameshifting
Exons: 9
Coding region: 128-1045 (305 amino acids)
Biological process (GO): innate immune response; viral translational frameshifting
Molecular function (GO): sequence-specific mRNA binding; ribosome binding
Source: RefSeq, a predicted model, not a curated record
GGUCGCUGCCCCCACCCGCCGGCCGGGCCGACCGAAAGCGAAAGCGGCUUCGGGCAGGGGCGGGUCCGGGCGCAGGAGGCCCCGGCCGGGUCGGUGGCUGCGCGCCGCGGAGCCGCCCGGCAGCACCAUGGAGCGCCGUGGGGAGGAGGUGGAGCUAGAGAAGAGUGUACGGCGGCUGCGGGAGAAGUUCUACGGGUGGGUGAGCGUGGAGGAGGCCGUGCUGCUCAUGCGGCGCUACCACAACAACCAUGCCAUGGUCUGCAAGGUCAUCGUGCUGUGCCGGGAGCAGCUGGGGGACGCGGACCCCGAGGAGCGCCGGACUCUGGAGCACGACCCGGUGGUGAAGAAAGUGGUGGAGAAACUGAAGCAAGAAGAGGAACAACAGAAACAGAAACCCAGCCUCGACUGUGAGAGCGACAAGGACAUCGAGGCCAUCGCCCAGCAGCUGAGGGUGCUGCCCCUGACGGAGCGGAACCUGCGCAUGUUCGAGCACGCCAGCCGCAACCUCAUCCCCUCGGCCGAGCGCCAGUUCGCCUGCCAGCCCUGCGACAGCGCCUGGUGGCGCCGCGUGCCCGAGAGAAAGCAGGUGUCCCGGUGCCGGCUAUGUGGGAAGCGCUAUGACCCGGUGCCCUACGACAUGAUGUGGGGCACGGCCGAGUUCCACUGCCCCGCCUGCAACCGCAGCUUCAGGGGCUCAGCACAGAUGGGCAUGGCCUCUCCCUGCUUCAUCUGUGGCACCCGCGUGCUGCCCAGCCGCAUCCUCUCGCCUCACGAGAUUGCCGGGUCCCGGAGCCGUAACCCCCACUCCUGCUACGCUGAGGACUGCUACAACCGCCGAGAGCCCCAUGUGCCCGGCACCCACUGCGUCCACCCCCGCAGCCGCGCCAAGAACAGGCUGCCCAAGGUGCUGUUUGCCAGCCUGGAGCACCAGAGCACCGGCUCCACCGUGGCCACCUGCCUGAGCCAGGGCAGCCUGGCCCACUGCGACCUGGACGAGCUCCUCCUCGACGACCUGGCAGAGGAGAGCGAGGGCUCCAGGGACUAGCGCCCCUGCUGGCUCUUGGCCCUGGGGCCCCCUGCCCCCAAGGCUCUGUUUGCACUUUAUCCUUCUCUCGGCUUUUCUCGCCUGGCCAGGCCGACCCUGCUCCUCGGAGCAGGUGGGGAUCCUCUCUGGGGCAGGGCUGGGGCCCAUCUCUGCCCAGCCCUGGUGGAAGCUGCAUGUCGGCCUGGUGCUGCUGGGGCCCUGCGGGCGCUGGGCUUGGCACUGGAUCUUUGCUUCCCCUUUAAUUAUUCCACGUAACUCUUACAGAACCAGGGUCUGGAGGGCCCCGGGGUCCCCUCCCUGAUCCGGGGGGGCUGUGGGGAUGGAGUCUGGGCCUGGAUUUCAGGCUGAAUUCUGGCUCUUUUGCACCUCUCUCUUUGCUGGCUCAGGCCCUGGGCUUGCAGCAUUGACCAAAGCCAAGCAGCUGGAUGGGGCAAGGCCGGCUGCCCCCAGGACCAAGCCAGGGCGGGCGCAGGGGGCAGUUCUCCCCAUGGCCCUGCCAGAGACGCUGCCCUCGCCCCUUUCCAUGGCAGGCUCGGCUGGGCCAGCCCAUCUGUCUUGUGUCUGUCUGCACCAGGGGCAAGUCCGGAGCUUUAACCCCAAAGUGCCCAUCCCCUCCUGCUGCCCUGGGCAUGGGGGUUGCUGGGAGACGCCCAUCACAGUGGUUACAAUUUCUUAGCAGCCACCUUUUUUUAAACUGAAUCAGAAUAAAGACUGUCUGUCACA